Messenger RNA from Leptopilina heterotoma, 1384 nucleotides. RefSeq names its product proline-rich extensin-like protein EPR1. The coding region runs from base 32 to 1156 and encodes 374 amino acids. NCBI's taxonomy places the organism in Eukaryota, Metazoa, Arthropoda, Insecta, Hymenoptera, Figitidae. The record is from RefSeq and is a predicted model, not a curated record. The transcript is spliced from 2 exons.
ACAAUAAGACGUGCCAUUGUGUGUAUCAAUUAUGAAACGUGAAAUUAUUCUUCUGCUGUGUGUGGGUUUGCUGCUGACUUUUGUUUCGGCACAAGACGAUCCCGAUGAUCUCGAGGAUCCUGAGGAGGAAACGGACGAUGAGGAUGAUACUAAUACUGAUGAACCAGAUACUCCGGAACCUCCGACUCUACCGCCUGUAACACCACCGCCAGUUACUCCUCCACCAGUAACUCCACCUCCGGAUACUCCACCUCCAGUUACUCCACCGCCAGUGACUCCUCCGCCAGUAACUCCACCUCCGGAUACUCCUCCGCCAGUCACUCCACCGCCAGUAACUCCACCUCCGGUUACUCCACCUCCAGUUACUCCUCCGCCAGUAACUCCACCUCCGGAUACUCCUCCGCCAGUUACACCACCUCCAGUUACUCCACCUCCAGUUACUCCUCCGCCAGUUACUCCACCUCCAGUUACUCCACCACCAGUUACUCCACCUCCAGUUACUCCACCUCCGGAUACACCACCUCCAGUUACUCCUCCGCCAGUUACUCCUCCACCAGUUACUCCACCACCAGUUACUCCACCUCCAGUUACUCCACCUCCGGAUACACCACCUCCAGUUACUCCACCUCCAGUUACUCCUCCGCCAGUUACUCCACCUCCAGUUACUCCACCACCAGUUACUCCACCUCCGGAUACACCACCUCCAGUUACUCCUCCACCAGUUACUCCACCACCAGUUACUCCUCCACCAGUUACUCCACCUCCAUGCGUAACUCCUCCACCAGUAACUCCACCACCCUGCGUGACUCCUCCUCCUCCAGUAACUCUCCCUCCUUGUGUUACUCCUCCACCACCCUGUGCUAUUACUCCAACUCCAGUGACUCCUCCAAGUUGCCCUACUCCUCCUCCUCCAGUAACAUGUCCUACCGUGACAUGUCCCGAUUGCCCCAUAAUAACACCAUGUCCUGCAUGUCCCUCAGUUUUACCAUGUCCCACAUGUCCCCCAUGUCCACCUCCCGAAUGUCCAGUUGUCACAUGUCCAACGGAACCAUCGAGGCCUUGCCUAAAACACGGAAAACAAUGCUCCGAGAAUUCAGAUUGCUGCUCUGGAAAUUGCCGAAGGGCACUAUUUCUUAGCUACUGCUCAGGUUUAUAAAUCUAAAUGUCACAGGAACUAGGAAUUAAAAACAUCCUUCUACGUUCAUCGUAUUUUAUAUUUAUUUGCAAAAAAUAUUUUUUGCCUAUUGUAAUUUUUUCUACAUAUUGUAUUUAAAAAAAAAUGCGGAUAGAAAAAAAUAGGUCUGAAUAAAUUAUUCACCUCUACAACUAGAAAUGGAACAAUUGUUUUUUUCUACUUUUUCAACAAUAAACUUUUUUACCUAUA